CAGAACGCUCUGGCUCGCUGGCGGCGUGCGUGACACUGAUCUGUGAGCACGGCUAGUGUCGCUCGUUCAAGGUCAUCCAUGCACAGCAGGGCCAGACUUAACUUGCAUGAACGCGGGUACGUUGCAAAGCUUAGUAGCGGCUGAAAUUGCCUGAUCCCAGUUAUGCCUUGCAUCGGCGAACUCUGGGGUGGCACGACCACAAGAGUGCGCAUGAGGGCCACUAAACUCUCGCCCUUGCACAAUCCCAAGACCCUUGACGCCAAACGGAUGCCAACAAAUCGCUGGUUAGGACUCUGUCAUCUUCCGCAUCUGCGGCUGAAGUGGGGAAUAACGAUGUGCUCCAAUCUCAUAUGAAGCCUCCGCCCAAGGAUGAGAACCUACAGUUCCUCUCAAUACUGUCGCUGCAAGUAUACGUCUCCAAAUAUUCUGAGCCACGAAGAGCAAGUUAGAAGGCACGCCGGCAACUUCUGUCUGGCCACCACUUUUCGCCAGUCGACGAUUCUCGGGGUGCGAUAACGAGCCUAGAGCAAUGGCGACAGAUAUUGGUCUGAUUUGGAAUCUGGCACUCGACCACUACAAGGACGCUGCAGGUUUUGACAAAGACUUCGACAUCAAUACGCUAUCACGUGCAAAAAGCGUCAGAGAUGUGAUCAGCAUUAGUGACGGUAGUCUUAAGAAGUUUGAAAAUUUUCGGCACGAUGGUGGAGGUUGUGACAAGUUCAGAACCUUUGUCGCAGACCAUCUUGAGCCAGUCGAGAAGGUGGCAGAGUACGUGGCUGAUGCUGCAUCAGGAGCAUUUCCUCCCACUACCGCCAUUUUCAAAGUCAUUGACUACUUCAUCAAAAUCGCAACAGAGGUUCGAGCUGACUACGAAAAAGUCAAGGAAUUCUUUGAGAAGUUGGGAUCCUAUCUUAAGAGCCUGAAAAUCCUCGAGGGUCAUGUUCCAGAGAUUGACGAGCUACGAGAGGCACUUAUGAAGGUCAUGUCUUGUCUUCUUGUAAUUUGUGGGAUCAGCACAAAGUUCAUUAAAGACGACAGAUGGAAGAAGGGUGUAAAGAAAUUUCUUCACCUUGAUAGUGACGAAUUGAAAGACGCCUACGCAGAUCUUGAAAAGAGCUUGGCGGAGGAGGCGAGGGCUGUGAAUCUAGCUCAAUUGCGAAUCGGACAAGAGAUCAAAGUUGAUGUCCGCCAGGGCCGAAAAGAGCAGCAAGAAACCCACGUUGCGGUGUUACAGGGCCUAAAGAUGGACCGAGAGAUCCUGGGAAUAGUGCAACGUGUGGACAAGAAAUUGAAUGAACAGUCAGAGACAAAUGACCUCGACAAUAUCAAAGGAGCAUGGAAAAGCAUCAUCUUCGAUACGCCCGAGUAUGAUAAAAUCGAGUCAACUUUCCUUGAGGGCACUGGAAAAUGGCUCCUCAAGGAAGGUGCCUAUCAGAGGUGGGCCCAAGGAGAUACUUGUUUUUUGUGGUUGUCAGGGCCUCCCGGUACAGGUAAAUCAUACCUAACCUACUCGAUAGCCCAACGUCUGGGCAACGAAAGCACAUCAAUUUCGAAAACAGCCGCAGCAAUUUUCUACUUCGACAACGCGAAAGAAAAGACUCGAUCUGUGAAGGUCGCUUUAUGUAAUCUGAUUGUGAAGCUUGCCGAAAAGGAUGCAGUUUACUGCAAGCGUGUGUCAGCGCAGAUCAACAAGAUUGCUGUCAAUAUCAACGAGGCAUCAAUCGAAACUGUGUGGUCCAAGUAUGUGCGGGAUCUGCUCCAAAUGGCAUCUCCGAGCAAAAUGUACUUGAUUAUGGACGGAUUAGACAAAACCAAUCGAGAUGAAUGGACGACCUUGCUUCGGCUACUAUCCGACAUCCCAAGAUAUAAGCUUCCUGUUCAGGUUUUGCUCUCCGGCCGCCCAGAACUUGACUUUCCUCUGAGGUCUAUCUGUGAUCCUCAGAAAGACAUGAUCCAGGUUACUGAGCGUAAGAACCACGAAGACCUAAAAGCUUUUGUGCGAGAUCGGUAUGAGCAAACUAUGCAACUCAAGCAUAUAGCUCGAGAUGGUCAGAAAGUCAUCAAAACACUGCUGCAGAAUGCCGGAGGGAUGUUCCUGUACGUGGAUCUGGUCCUGAAAGAACUUGACAGCAUGAGCCAGUGGCCCGCUAUUCUCAGUGCUUUAGAGUGUCUGCCGCAAGGACUGACCGACUUAUAUGCCCAAUCUCUCGCUGGGGUUGCGGGGAAAGCUUCUUCCCCAGAUGAGGUCUCCUUUCUAAGGACCUUGUUUCAGUGGAUUACUUAUGCCGAAUGUCCACUGAGUUUGUAUGAGUACCACUGCUUGCAGAGUCUAGGUAUCAUUUGCAAGGACUACAGUGUCGAGAAUGAAGUUCAGGGCAGAUGUGCAAGUCUAUUGCGCCUGUCUGGGCACGGAGCCGUACAAGUGGGAGACUCAGCAGCUUUAUCAACUCCUUCAAAUGCAUCUGAAGUCUUGUCGAUGCAAAAGACGUCAGAUACAGCUAGUCCGGAUGACGAUUGGGAGAAUGACGACGACAGCAGCCAAGGUGAACAGGAUGACACAAGUGACGGGGGAGAAUAUUCUCGUCUAUCCAGCAUCUUUGUCCAAGCAGUCCAUCACUCCCUCAUUGACUAUCUUCGCGAUCCGGCCACAGCUCAGACAUCAUUCAUGACUAAAUCGGCUGAUGCGAACGCUGACCUUUUCAUGGCUUGCAAGGACGUGAUAUGCAACAGCGACGAUGAUUUUGAAAGUCCCGAAUGGGAGGCCAAAACUGAUCUUGCAGGAUAUGCUGUUAAUUCAUUGUUCCGACAUCUUGAGAACAUAGAUGUCGAUGCCAUAUCCGACCACCUCCUCGCGCGUGUUACACAAGGAUUGAAAGAAGUCUUCUCGAACGCCGAGCAAGUCGCCACAAGUCUCGAACGUCAGAUCCAUCAUGGAUACUUUGGUUUAGAACCCCCACUCAAGCCUGACUGGCCCUUGCAAUCCGUGAUCCUGAAUUUACUUGCAAAAGCAAGCCAACUCAAGGACGGCAAGCUUCAACCAGAUUGUUCUCAAUGGGUCGAAAAAAUCUGGAAAAAACCAUCGGAAUUGUUCCUUCCCCUAGCGAAGAAACAUGUUGAGAAUUGGCUCAACGACUUUUCGGACGAUUCUGCGGCUUUCAGAUGUGCUUUGGCGGCGUUAUCAACGACGAAUUCUAUACAAGCCUUGUCGAAGCCAAUUUCCGAUUACAUAGCACCAACGAAGGAAGAAAUCAUGUUUGUGGCUUCUGCAUUCCCAGACAUUCCAAUUGAUGCCGAUGCCCACCGCAUGAUUGCCCUUACACUGGCACGUUCGCCUCGUGUUGACCCGCAGGACGCAAUCGUUGAGUUAAACCAAAGUCUGAAAGCGGCGACAACGAAGCUGGAGCAGUAUCGUGCGCUGGUAGCUCUUGCAGAAAUUCAGAACAGGCUUCUUCAAUACUCUCAAGCUCGCGACUCCGUCAAGUCCGCGCUUUCAACGAUCUAUGAAGGCAAUAUCUACCCCAGCAUGGAAAUCCAAGCAGAUCUGGAAUCUAUGGACAUACUACAAGCCUACCUGGUGCUGGCGGAGGCACUUUCAGGCUCGAAAGAGGUCGAAGAUGCAAUUGCUGCCUUUCACAAGGCUUCCGAACUCGCUAAGGAUAAGGAUGAUUUAGAGCAGCAACAUGAAAUUCUUGGUGAGAUUCUUGAUCUAGCAGGAGCGAACAAAAGGUAUAGUAUAGUGAUGCGAGAGAUUGAGAAUGCUGAUCCCAAGGUUCUGUCUGUGUGGUUCGGUCUUCCAAGUGUCGGGAUAAAAGAUGACCACGCCAUCGUGCAAGAAGCAGCGAGACGAAUCAAGCGCGAGGAUUCCUUGAUACGCUGCUAUAAUAAUGCAAUCACACUCCGAGAACCAGAUGGCACCGGCUGGAUUAUACGAUAUCACCUUGCCAACUUUUAUCGAAGGGUCCUCGGCGAUAAUGACAAGACACAUCAGGAGCUUAAAGCCAUCCUCGCCGAACUAUCCACGGAUCCGGAACAAGAAGAUCGCGGUCUUAUUUUUCAGCCAUUUGCUUCAAUGAUGUGUGAGAUCCUUUGCGACAAGAUCAAAGCCGCCAGAGAUCCCACUUGCAAGAAGACGCUCAAGGAGGAGCUCGAAGGUUUUAUUGAAUGGAUAGACACAGGGGACCGUCGCUUCAAAUGGAUGGACACAGAGGACCAUUGCUUCAGUGAGAUGAUAUAUUUGGUUCUCGUCAAGCCGUAUGUCGAGGCCAAACUUCCCAACAAGGCCAAGAAAAUCCUCCAGCGAAAUCUGCAAUUCUGCAAAGACGCACUCAGCAACAGCAUUGGUGAUGACGACUCGGAGGCAUUUAUGCUUCUCGCCAAGGUCCUGGCUCUCGCUGGAAUGAGGCCCGAAGCAGAGAUAGCAUUGUCAUGCACCUUCUCGGCCAUGAGGCCAGAAUUUCUUAGGAGCGAAUCGGAGGACGACCCGUUGGAAGCCGCCAUUAAAGCGACGCGAGGAAGGUCUCAGUAUGAAGAGGAUCUAGCCGAUGUCUGCAUUGUAUGCGCUGGGAAAGAUAACCGCUGGCAUUGCUGGGUUAAGCCCAUGUAUCUCUGUGUUGACUGUAUUGACGUUUGUCUAUGUGAAGGCUGCCAUGGAGUGAGGCUUAUGCGGAAUGCGCUGGAUGGUGGCGAUUCAUCGUCGAUGGGAUGGAUGCUGUUUUGCGGGAAGGACCAUGAGUAUAUUCAAGGACCUGUUAAGGGUUGGGGCGGUAUGAAGGAUGGUGUUAUGAGAAUCGGGGAGCAGAAGAUCAAGUUCGAGGAUUGGUUGAAGAAUGUUGAAGCUACCUUUCGGAAGGUAAAGUUGGCAUAAGUCCAGACAGCGAAAUUGUAUGGCCUUGUUUGACAACUCUCAACAGUCGUACGCACGACAAGGACGUCUGAACUCAACAUUUUGUGUCCAUCCUCGGAUAACGGAGCAUUACCACUGGCACCAGACGCGAAGAAAACCAAGCUUAGGCUAUCAAGUGGUGAAGCCAGGGUGGUUUUCGGACUGUUAAAACAG
Molecule: messenger RNA, 5056 nt
Organism: Exophiala xenobiotica
Lineage: Eukaryota; Fungi; Ascomycota; Eurotiomycetes; Chaetothyriales; Herpotrichiellaceae
Exons: 3
Coding region: 530-4864 (1444 amino acids)
Molecular function (GO): ATP hydrolysis activity; protein binding
Source: RefSeq, a predicted model, not a curated record